This is a messenger RNA of Trichosporon asahii var. asahii CBS 2479, 432 nucleotides long. RefSeq names its product ribosomal protein s21. Gene Ontology annotation, molecular function: structural constituent of ribosome. Gene Ontology annotation, cellular component: cytosolic small ribosomal subunit; ribosome. NCBI's taxonomy places the organism in Eukaryota, Fungi, Basidiomycota, Tremellomycetes, Trichosporonales, Trichosporonaceae. Gene Ontology annotation, biological process: endonucleolytic cleavage to generate mature 3'-end of SSU-rRNA from (SSU-rRNA, 5.8S rRNA, LSU-rRNA); translation; endonucleolytic cleavage in ITS1 to separate SSU-rRNA from 5.8S rRNA and LSU-rRNA from tricistronic rRNA transcript (SSU-rRNA, 5.8S rRNA, LSU-rRNA). The record is from RefSeq and is a predicted model, not a curated record. Bases 1 to 432 code for a protein of 143 amino acids. The transcript is spliced from 2 exons.
AUGAGGCUUCUUCUGCGCGCCAGCUUGCCCGACCUUGCCAGCUUCGCUUCAUGUUGUUCAUCACGAAAUCGCUUGUGGAGGGAGCUGCCGUCCGAACUGCCUCGCCGCCUGUCGAAUUCACUCCAUUUGCCCAUCUACUCUCCCGUCGGAUCGCUUGGUCUCGCUUGCGCAUUGCUAAUUGCAGGUGUCCUCGUUGACCUUUACAUUCCCCGCCACUGCGCUGCCACUGGUCGCCUGAUCACCUCCAAGGACCACGCCUCGGUCCAGAUCAUGGUCGCCGACGUUGACGCCGAUGGCAAGGCCAUCAAGGGCAAGAACCACACCUACGCCCUCUGCGGUGAGGUCCGCGCCAUGGGCGAGGCCGACGACUCGCUCAACCGCCUCGCUACCCAGGACGGCCUCCUCCAGCACGUCUGGUCGUACUCGAGGUAA